AUGGCUGUGACAGGCUGCUUCCUUGAUCGGGAGUGGGAGUAUCAAGAGAUCCUUCUUGGCUUCGAACCACUUUCUGGGACACACUCUGGUGUUAAUCUUGGCGACAUGAUUCUUAAAAUUCUUCACCCGCAUCAGCAAAUUACAAAUCGAGUGAUUGCUGUCACCACCAGUAAUGCAUCAAACAACAAUACAAUGAUCUCGAGCAUUCAGAUUCAAUCCAAUCUCUUGAGCUCAAUAAUAACGCGCACAUCAUUCGGGUUCCAUGACAUAUUCAUGCUACGGAUCAGCGAAGGAUGGAUGAUUGUUGAUGCCCUUAAUAAGGUUCGGAACCCUGCUGUCUAUAUAAAUGCUAGCCCUCGACGCCGGGAAGCAUUCUGUAACCUACAGCCUGAAGGGCUAAAGCUCGUGCCUAUACAGGAUGCCAGAACUCGCUAG
Molecule: messenger RNA, 435 nt
Organism: Talaromyces stipitatus ATCC 10500
Lineage: Eukaryota; Fungi; Ascomycota; Eurotiomycetes; Eurotiales; Trichocomaceae
Exons: 3
Coding region: 1-435 (144 amino acids)
Source: RefSeq, a predicted model, not a curated record